AUGGGUCGCAUGCACAAUCCAGGAAAGGGAAUGGCCAAGUCGGCCAUCCCAUACCGCCGCUCUGUUCCAUCAUGGCAAAAGAUGACCGCCGAGGAGGUCCAAGACCAAAUCGUCAAGAUGGCCAAGAAGGGUCUUCGUCCAUCCCAAAUCGGAGUUAUCCUCAGGGAUUCCCACGGAGUCGGACAAGUCCGUCGUCUCGCUGGAAACAAGAUCUUCCGUAUCCUCAAGUCCAAGGGAAUGGCUCCAGAGCUCCCAGAAGACUUGUACCAUCUCGUCAAGAAGGCUGUCGCUAUCCGCAAGCAUCUUGAGAGAUCUCGCAAGGACAUUGACAGCAAGUACAGACUCAUUCUCGUCGAGUCCCGUAUCCACCGUCUGGCUAGAUACUACAAAACCAAGCGUCAACUUCCACCAACCUGGAAGUACGAGUCCGGAACAGCUGCUUCCCUUGUUUCAUAA
Messenger RNA from Caenorhabditis remanei, 456 nucleotides. RefSeq lists its product as uncharacterized. Gene Ontology annotation, biological process: translation. NCBI's taxonomy places the organism in Eukaryota, Metazoa, Nematoda, Chromadorea, Rhabditida, Rhabditidae. The transcript has 3 exons. Gene Ontology annotation, molecular function: structural constituent of ribosome; small ribosomal subunit rRNA binding. The record is from RefSeq and is a predicted model, not a curated record. Gene Ontology annotation, cellular component: nucleolus; ribosome; cytosolic small ribosomal subunit. Bases 1 to 456 code for a protein of 151 amino acids.